AUGAAGGUCCACACCAAGGUCCUAGUGCACUACCUCUCAUGUCCUUCCCCCGUGGAUAAAGAGGGCUUCCUCUUCAAGAAGAAGCAGCACAGUGCAGUGUUCCGUCGUCGCUGGUUCGUGUUGAAGGGAAACGUGUUGUUCUACCAGUCACGUCCUGCGGACCGACAGACUGGGGGCGCCAUCGCUCUGGAGGGAAGCAGCGUGAAGCCAGAGGGAGAACGCGGCUUCAGCCUGGUGUUCGAGGGUCUGCGCACAUACAGGCGAGACCACCCCCUCACUCCGUUUUGUGUGGGUGAACGCGGGCGUCGAGACGAGUGGGUCAAAUGUCUGCUGACCGCCACUCACUGCUACAUGUCUCUGUUACUGAGAGACUUGGGUCUACAGUACCAUGCGGCGAGACUGCACUCCGGUGACUCCUCCCACAUGAGCAGUGACUUGGUGUUGACUCCGCCCCCAGCCUCUAGCCACUCCCCUCAGUCGGCCUCCAGCGUCGCCGAAGUAACCAGAGCCACGCCCAGGAAGUCCCCGAACGUGUGGGCGCGCCGCCAUGCCCACGUCACUCCCCUCAACGGACCUGGGCCCCUGUCCAGUGACUGGCCCCCAGUGGAGCUGAGAGAGUUCAGGGACAUACACCAGUUCUAUGGGAGAGAGGUGGAGAAAGCGAGGAAGGAGUGGAGAAAGGGUGAGGAAGGGGGAGGAGAAGGGGGUGAGGAGGACAGAGCUCUGAUUGAACUCUUCUGA
Messenger RNA from Knipowitschia caucasica, 741 nucleotides. The record is from the annotation of a GenBank genome assembly. Lineage: Eukaryota; Metazoa; Chordata; Actinopteri; Gobiiformes; Gobiidae.